This is a messenger RNA of Pseudovirgaria hyperparasitica, 1641 nucleotides long. RefSeq names its product vacuolar protein sorting-associated protein 74. Bases 219 to 1265 code for a protein of 348 amino acids. NCBI's taxonomy places the organism in Eukaryota, Fungi, Ascomycota, Dothideomycetes, Acrospermales, Acrospermaceae. Gene Ontology annotation, molecular function: phosphatidylinositol-4-phosphate binding. Gene Ontology annotation, cellular component: trans-Golgi network; Golgi cisterna; cytosol. The record is from RefSeq and is a predicted model, not a curated record. The transcript has 4 exons. Gene Ontology annotation, biological process: Golgi organization; retrograde vesicle-mediated transport, Golgi to endoplasmic reticulum; Golgi vesicle budding.
UCCAACAUCUGUGUGACUACGUAACCUCCUAUUUACUGAAUUGUGUCAUUGAUCACUACGUUCGCUUUUCUAUUUCUGUAUAUCGCAAUACCUCCCUCCUUCACACCUCGGCGAACGCGAUCCCUUAUCCCAAGCUAGUCCCAAAAGUCGCCCGUGCCCGGUACUCCAUAUAAGCGGUCUGCAAAAAGUUGACACUCAACACAAAGCUCGGCCACCAUAUGGCAUCGUCAUCAGGGCUUACCCGCCGAAGAGGUGGAGGUGGAGGCAUCGAUGGCGAGGAUGGCAGUCGCGUCAGUUCUCCUGCGCCUAAGAGACCAGAAGACAGGGCACCGGAAACAUCAUACGAAAGUUCAGAGAACGGACACAAGAUCGCAUUCGACCCACGGGAUAUUAGUGAAAAUGCUGAAAGAAGCAAACAACCCAAGCUCACAUUGAUGGAGGAAGUGCUGCUUAUGGGCCUCAAGGACAAGCAGGGCUAUCUGUCGUUCUGGAACGACAACAUCUCAUACGCUCUUCGUGGUUGCAUCGUAAUUGAGCUUGCGUUACGUGGUCGUGUGAGCAUGCAAAAAGACUCCUCCCGACGUCGUUUCCCCCUGGCCGACCGCGUUAUUGAGGUGGUAGAUGAUACCCUCACCGGCGAGGUGCUACUGGACGAAGCGCUCAAAAUGAUGAAGUCCAGUGAAAAGAUGAGUGUGAAUUCGUGGAUAGAUCUUAUGAGCGGAGAAACUUGGAAUUUGAUGAAGAUCGGCUAUCAAUUGAAACAAGUUCGCGAAAGACUGGCGAAAGGGCUCGUUGACAAAGGCAUUCUGCGCACGGAGAAACGCAACUUCUUACUCUUUGAUAUGGCUACACAUCCUGUCGCAGAUGGGGGUGCUAAAGAAGAGAUUCGUAGGCGUGUUCGCAACAUUCUCACCAGCCGAACAGUCGUCCUACAAGGAAGCCAAUUUCUGCCUGAAGAAACCGAGUUCAGAUACCUACGAACUAUCUCGAUGGUAUGUGCUGCUUAUGCUGCCAAUGUUCUGGAAAAUGCUCUUUCGACACUAGGACACGAAGCUAGAGAACGGGCAUUUGCACAAGUAGAUGAACUCCUUGCAGAAUACUCACAAUGGCCUUUCACUCGAAGGUCUGGAGGCUCCGGCGGUGUUGGCGCGAACCUCGCGCAGGUCGUCAACGAGGAGAUCAACAAUAAUAAGGACAGAGAGCUUCAAGUCGAGGUCGUCGCGGCAUGCUUAAGCGUUUUCACUCGCCUUGACUCCCUUCUCUAAGCGGCGACUACAUUUCUAUAGGCACUAUCUGUGCAUCAUAGGAAGGACCUCUUAUUUGAGGGCAUUUCGAUAUGAGCCAAAAUCAAAUCUAAGAGGCAUAAUAGAUGUACACUCGGGUCAGUCCUUCUAAGGCCUUCUUUUGGGGACUAGGAACCUUUGGCGGGACAAGCAUGUUCACUGGGUACAACUAGGCCUCGAGACAUAUUUCACGGUGGUUCCUCUUCUAGAUUGCAAGUGUUUGCAGUAUGGUUCCGCAAGGCGCCCGGGGCAAAUGGCGAUUCGUCCGGUGUAUUACGUAUGGAGCAGAACUUGUUACCAGUCCCGUCGCUCACCGUGAUAUUGUAUGACUGACUUACUAUGUGUUCGUUCUUGGCAC